This is a messenger RNA of Cuscuta epithymum, 1408 nucleotides long. NCBI's taxonomy places the organism in Eukaryota, Viridiplantae, Streptophyta, Magnoliopsida, Solanales, Convolvulaceae. The record is from the annotation of a GenBank genome assembly.
CGAAAAGAGGCUCGGUACGUGAACCGCCUGGAAUGAGAUAAGUUUUUCCAAACUUUUUUCCGUUAAUAUUUUCAAAUCUGAAGGUCCUUCAAAUUUAUUUAGGUGUUAUUACAUAUUAAUCGUGUAUAUUAACAAAAGUAUAUAACCGAUGAUUUUGAGAUUAGUUUUCAUCAAACUUUUUUGUCUUAAUACCUCAGACAUCACAUGUUUCUCUGUUCAUCAUGUGUAUUAACAUCAUUUUUACUUAGAUUUGUUUCAAUUUCUUUGUUACGAAAUUGCUCCAGUUCUGAAAGUACAUUUGCGGGUUUUGAGAAUGAAGUUGUAAUUGCUCUUUCUGUAAGAAUAACCAACCAACCUGAAAUUAUACUACCUUUUUAAAUAGGCCUUUUAAAUAUAUCAAUAAUAAAUACUUGGAUUUCUAAUAAUUGGUCCUUCUACCAUUUCAGGUUUGCCAAGAGUAAGUGGAAAUAAAAGCACAUCAAGGAAGAAAGAUCCCUUUACUUGAAGCUUCGAUUAUAAUUUUAAAAGAAUUUAUAUAAUGCUGCGAUGGUGUUGAACUGCCCUAGUCGUGCCAUGUUCAGGACGUGUAUUCGUGUUUUAACUGUCCCACCACAGGACUGGAAGACAAUUGAGGAUUUGCCACGUGUUGUAUAUUGGAAUGGCUAAGAUAAUGGGUCGGGCAUUUAACCACCUUGGGACACAUGUGUGGGAGCAACAUCUUCAUCGUGGGCAGCUCCCAUAAUAUAAGGACUUCAAAGCAGCGUAAUAUGUUGCAUCCCGAAGGACCCUAAGGCAUCAGAUGUUCCUAAAGUCCCAGAAAAGGUCACUGGGACCAAAGGUGUUAUGGUGGAUAAAUGGGUUCCUAAACAUCGAAUGAACAAUCCUGUAUUGCAAAACACGGUCCAGCUUAUUACAAAUGGGAAACCAGCUACUCAAUAUAUUACUGAUAAAGGCAAAGAAAAGGUGAAUGGAAUAUGCACUGCUUCCACCUCGAAGGAUGUUAGGAAGGAGGAAUCUGAUUCUGACAUUGAAGAGGUUUUCACGGAGCAGGCUCCUCAAGCUAUCCCUGCAAUACAGGAGGAUUUACAAUCGGUUAAAAGGGAUCUUGAUAUAUUUAAUAAUCUUCAGAUAAAGCUCAUACCUGAAGACAAGAGAGCAAUGGAUGACUAUAACCUGCAAAAACUCAUUCAGAGAGAAUCAUAUGAUCCAGCCCUUUGUGCCAAGGGUUAUUCUUCAGAUGGAGAUUUAUGUUUCCUAGAAAACAUUCAAAAAUGGGAGGAGGGACAAUCAACUUUAUCCAAAAAAGUGGCCAAGGUAAUUAAUACAAGUAAGCACCCUAAUAAUGACAACUUUGAGGAUCUGUUGGCCGGUUUGAAUUCCAGUUUUAAUGAGGAAGGCUUUAUUCGGG